UUCUCGGAUAAAGAGAUCUCUUCUGUGGCUGUGGAGGGGGUAGAGGUUGCCCUUCGAUCGUUUCGGCGGCACUGGCCGAAAAACGAAAUGUCUUCUUCGCACCGUCGCGUUUAUCAUUUCAGAUAAGAGUAGACGACGCGAGGCGUAGUAAUUUAAAAAAUUGCAAAGAGAAGAAGACGGAGGAAAGGGGGGAUUGGUCGCGGCGUUGACACGUUUCCGCGUAAAGCGAUAAUGUUUGCGGUCAUUAUGAAUCGAAAGGAAUCGUGGUGGUAGUCGGCGAGCGAAAACCUAGCUACGAAGAUGUUGGUUGUGAAUCGGUAUCGUUCAUCCUCAGUCAUCCUCGGGAUUGGUUUGUUAACGGUGGUGACGAUCGUUGGGAUAAACGCGAUCGACGAGGAUUCGUCGAAUGUCGGGGAAACGAAGGGAAAAAGAACGCGCGUCCCGUUGUGUUGCCCGGACGCGAGUCGUCUCACGAGCACACGAUGCGUCCAAACGAACGACACCUUCCCUUUUCCGCCGCUUUACGAUUCCCGCUUGCUCACCUUGAUCAACCAAAUACCGGACCGACACCGCGACUUGGAUCUCUACGUUCGAAAUCCCUGCGAAGGCGGUCAACGUUAUCAACUCAGUCCGGACAGGUAUCCGGACGAUGCGUUCAUGCUUCUCGACAAUGGUACCAUCUACAAGCAGAACGAGAAGACGAUCCUCCAAGAGAGGGAAUAUUGCUUCGGCGUUGUCGACACCGACGCCUAUAACGUGAUCCUUUGCUUCGAUUUCGAAGAUGAUCAGGCAGACACGGAGAAAAUCACGGUAGUCUUUCCCGUCGGAUUGAUCGUCUCGGUGCCAUUCCUCUUCGUCACCUUUCUCGUCUAUACGCUCCUACCGGAGUUAAAAAACAUGCACGGUCGCACUCUUCGCGGAUACAUCGGCUCUCUACUUGUCGCCUAUGUGGUACUUGCCGUCGUACAGAUCUCUCCGCAGGAGCAAAUCUCAGAUCCCUUGUGCAUCGCUUUCGCGUUCGUUAUCCACUUUUCCUUCUUGGCUAGCUUCUUCUGGCUAAACGUCAUGUGCUUCGAUAUUUGGUGGACAUUUGGAGGUUUCCGAUCGCUGCAGGGCAGCGUAAAGCAAAGGGAGCGCAAGAAAUUUUUAAUAUACUCCAUUUAUGCUUGGGGUUGUGCAUCGGUUCUUACCGGAAUCUGUGUCAUCAUGGAUUUCCUUCCCGACAUCCCGGAAUAUUUUAUCAGACCGGAAUUCGGCACGCAAAGUUGUUGGUUCACGACGGAUAAAGCAAAGGCGAUAUACUUUUAUGGUCCUAUGGGCGUCACCGUACUUUGUAACAUAUGUCUUUUCGUCUCCACUGCGUUGAAGAUCGUGCGACAUAAAAAGGAUACGGCUCAUCAUCUGAAAAGCAUGGACAGUAGGCGCCACGACGACAAUAAACAAUGGUUCAAUUUAUACUUGAAACUGUUCAUCGUAAUGGGCAUUAAUUGGUCGAUGGAGAUAAUAUCGUGGCUGUGCAACAACUCACCGACGUACAUUUGGUACCUUACAGAUCUUACCAAUACCUUGCAAGGUGUAAUCAUUUUCUUGAUUUUCGUUUGGAAGGAUAAAAUCAGACGGUUGCUCGUAAAAAAGUUCACUUGUCACCAAAGUAACAUUUUAUCCAGAAACUCUACUCGCAGUGCUUGCCAUAGUUCAGCGGCCUCUCGUACCUGCACGACAUCGGCGACACCGGUUCAGGAGAAGAUCACAGUUUAUUCCAACGAAUCUUCUCACGGCAGAGCAACGUUUAAUAAUUAACCGGUGAGAUUAGAACGGGCAGCAAUGUUCAAACAUGUUGUAUGUUGCACGCACGAAUGCGUGAAAGAAAAUCUUGAAUGAACGAAGAAGAAGGAACGAAAGGAAAGCGAAGAAAUUUACGUUGAGAAAUUAGUGUAUUUUCUUCUUCUUCUUUUUUUUAUUUUUUAUACCGCACAUGCUAUUCGAUUGAUACUCGAUGGAAAGGUCGGUCGA
This is a messenger RNA of Habropoda laboriosa, 2013 nucleotides long. RefSeq names its product G-protein coupled receptor Mth2-like. The transcript is spliced from 5 exons. Gene Ontology annotation, cellular component: membrane. NCBI's taxonomy places the organism in Eukaryota, Metazoa, Arthropoda, Insecta, Hymenoptera, Apidae. The record is from RefSeq and is a predicted model, not a curated record. Gene Ontology annotation, biological process: G protein-coupled receptor signaling pathway; cell surface receptor signaling pathway. Bases 301 to 1800 code for a protein of 499 amino acids. Gene Ontology annotation, molecular function: G protein-coupled receptor activity.